AUGUCCUCACCAGGCCGUAGCGGCCUACCACCAGACCCGCCCCACGAGUCAACACCACCUCCCGAGCCCACGUCGUCUGGGCAGGUUCCCGGACAGGGUGGGCCGUCGGUGACUGCCGACGCGCCACCCGAGAUGCCCCCGCCCGAUGAUGGCGAAGAGUCCGGAGACCCAGCGCCACCUGGACCUAACGGCGGCGGCUCAAACGCUCGCCGUCCACUCAGCUCAUUCACUUUCGUCUCGCCAGUCCCCAUGAAUCGCCCAGAGGGAGGCGAGGAGCAACCAGACGACGGCAACCGCCUUGUUCUCACAUGGACUAUCGAGGUCUUCCCCAACGAUGGUUCGGAGGGAAUGAAUGGCGAGGCGCCGACUGAUGCCCCGGGUGUCGACGGUGACGCCCUUCCACAAGCCGACGCCGACGCCGGCCACGGCGUCCACGGCCCCCCUGGCGCCGCACUACCUACCGGCGGCGAUGGUUCUACAGGCGACGGCGAGGCUCACCAAGCUGGGGGUACGGACGCCGACCGUAACACUGGCACCAUCUUUCUCGUGCUGGGCCCAGACGGUCGCGUGAUUCCCCGUCCCGGCGGCGACGAUGGUGGCCAGCCUCCUCCUUUCUUCUUCCCUUUUGGCCUGCCCUUCACCUUUCAGCCGCCUCCUCCCGCUCCAGACCCAGCCAAGGCCGCCGAACUGCUCGCCUCGCUCCCUACUGUCGGUCGCGCCCUGCUCAAGCGUGUGAACAUGGUCGUCGCCGCAGAGGACGCCGCAGGUGGCAAGGAGUAUGAUGACCGUGGGUGGCGUUGUGGUAUCUGCCUCGAAGGCCUCGAGGAGGAAGCCGAACGUGACGAGCCCGAGCAGGCUGUCAAAGCCCUUCCCUGCAACCACCUUUUCCACGAGGGCUGCCUCCAACCAUGGUUCACGACGCACCAUACCUGCCCUACUUGCCGUCUGGAUCUCGACCCUCUGCGCACUCUGCAUGGUCCUCGCGAAACCCGCGCUAACCCCUUGCGCCCUGCACCCACUGGGUCCGGACGCACCACACCAGCCUCGGCGGCACACCCAUAUGCCAGAGGCGACCGCAGUCGUGCCCGCUCUGGUGUUCAGACACCUCUCAACCCCGAUGCCCAAGCUCAAGCUCCACCGGCAGACACACCCGUCCCCGUCCCUACACCGCUCAACGCGCCGACGCCACAGUCGAUUCUGGAGAGCCUCGUCUCCCAGGUGACCCAGGCAGCGUUUGGACAGGCGAUGCGCCAGAACCAGCUGUUUGACAACCACCUCACCGCGUCGCCAGCCCCCAUGGGACCUCCGGAGCCACCUCGUACAGCUGAUACCCCUGGUUCGCCUUCACCAGCUGCCGGUCCCAGCCGUUCGGCGACUGUCGAGAACCAGACCCAGGCCAACCCCUCGCCUGCGACUGCCGGUGCCAGCAGUGAGGCCCGUCCUACUCCGGAACGUCGCCCCCACAUCCAUUUCAUUCGUGUUCCCAGUCCCAUGAAUGGCGGCCAUGGCCCCGCUCCUCCUCCUCGCGAGAACGCAACCACUCCAGGCACUGCGUCGGCGACUCCUGCUCCCAAUGCAACCGCGAACCCACCGAACGCCGAGGAUGCAGGCCGCCGCAUGAUGAACUUUCCCCUGGAGUUCUUCUUCCUUCGCCCCCAGCCGCACGGCGUGCCAAUGGCCCCUCCUCCGGCUCCACCGGCUCCCGAGACCCCCGCUGUCCCCGAGCGCACCUUUGUGCCGCAGACACUGCAGUCAUGGACCGAGCAGCGCGAGAAGACACUUGGCUGGCGUUGCGACGCUGUCGAGUGUCUCGUAGCCCAUCCCAUUCCGGAGAGCGGCGCAGAGGACAUGGACCUCGACGACAGCGUUGACUCGGACCUCACCGUCCCUGACAAGGACAUGCUCUCAAUCUACGCGCCCACCCAGGCUGCCUUCCCCGCAGUCGCCGAGGGCGAGGAGGCCCACGCCGGCGCCAACUACGUUAUUCUUGCUUGCGACCACCGCUGGCACCGUACCUGUCUGGAGACGGCGGAGCGCAGUGCCGGCCACAAGGCUGGUGCCGAUGUGGACGGUCGCGAGUGGGUCCGCUGCCCUCGUUGCCGCAAGGAGGGCUGGAUCACUCCUCGCAGUGAGACCCCAGUCAAUGUGGCUCCUACCGUCGCCGUCGAGGCGUAA
Molecule: messenger RNA, 2175 nt
Organism: Apiotrichum porosum
Lineage: Eukaryota; Fungi; Basidiomycota; Tremellomycetes; Trichosporonales; Trichosporonaceae
Exons: 2
Coding region: 1-2175 (724 amino acids)
Biological process (GO): protein ubiquitination
Molecular function (GO): ubiquitin protein ligase activity
Source: RefSeq, a predicted model, not a curated record